Molecule: messenger RNA, 1025 nt
Organism: Cyclopterus lumpus (lumpfish)
Lineage: Eukaryota; Metazoa; Chordata; Actinopteri; Perciformes; Cyclopteridae
Product: aquaporin-8-like
Exons: 5
Coding region: 73-855 (260 amino acids)
Biological process (GO): transmembrane transport; water transport
Cellular component (GO): plasma membrane
Molecular function (GO): water channel activity
Source: RefSeq, a predicted model, not a curated record
UGUAGGUGCUGGAGGGCCAGAGUAUUCGUGACAAUCCUCCUCAGAGCAGAGAUCUCUAAAAACAAAGCAGCAAUGGGACUUGACAAAAUGGAAAUGGAAGACACAGACUCCACUCUCAUGGAGAAGGGCCAGAAGACACCCGUGCCCAGACCUCCCAACAAAUAUGAGACUCUGUUCCAGCCCUGCCUGGCCGAGAUGGUGGGGACCAUGUUCUUCGUUUUUGUGGGCUGCGUGUCCGUCAUCGAGAACGUGCCGGCGGCUGGGCGGCUGCAGCCGGCCCUGGUGCACGGACUGGCUGUGGCGGUGAUGGUGGCGGUCAUGGAUAACAUCAGCGGCUCCCAUUUCAACCCUCCCUUCACCAUUGCUAUCUACCUGUGUGGCGGCAUGAAGCUGAUCAUGGUGGGACCCUACCUGGUCUGCCAGCUGAUUGGAGGAGUGCUGGGAGCUGGAAUGGCCAAGAUAAUGACCCCGACAGACCGCUACUUAAACGCCACAGGAGCAGCGUUCGAUAUCCUCAAGUCAGACAGCCAGCUGACCGGAGCCAUCUUCGGAGAGGUGGCCAUGACCUGCUUGAUCACCAUGGUGGUGCUGCUGGUGGCGGUCAACAGCAAGACGAAAACCCCGCUGGCUCCGUUCCUGGUGGGCUGCACCGUCAUCAUCAACGUCCUGGCGGGGGGUGACGUAUCAGGAACGUGUCUGAACCCGGCUCGGGCUUUCGGGCCAGCUGUGAUGACCAACUACUGGUCCUACCACUGGGUUUACUGGGUGGGACCCAUCGGGGGAGGUCUGGUGGCCGCUGCGUUACUCAGGCUCAUUCUGGGUGAUGAUAAAAUACGAGUCGUUCUGAAAUCAUAAGAGCCUCUAUUGUGUGUGUUUAUUGGCGUGCAGGCGACAAUAAACCUGUAAACAUUGUCCGUCAGUAGAUCCUCUUGACUGCAUGCCAUGAUGACAUGCAGUCACUUUGAUGCUGAACUCUUCUCUUCUUCCAUGUCAAGCUGUGCAUUUUUUUUUUCCAAUAUGAAAUA